Messenger RNA from Micropterus salmoides (largemouth bass), 343 nucleotides. RefSeq names its product kinesin-like protein KIF3C. The record is from RefSeq and is a predicted model, not a curated record. NCBI's taxonomy places the organism in Eukaryota, Metazoa, Chordata, Actinopteri, Centrarchiformes, Centrarchidae.
UAAAUCCUCGCAGAUGAAGAAAAGGCCGACAUCUGCAGUCGGAUACAAACGACCCAUCAGCCAGUAUGCCAGGGUUGCCAUAGCGAUGGGCGCUCACUCCAGAUACAGGGCUGAAAACAUCAUGUUUCUGGAGCUUGACAUGACUCCUCCAAACACCGCCUCACUGGACCGCUCAACGGAGGUGGAGCCGAACCAAAGUCACUCUCUCGACAAUUCGCCCACCAAAGACAGAGGCGUCCGCAAGUCUCGAUCCUGGUGCCAGAACCCAAAAUCCAUCACUUCCUCCUCUUCUAAUGUUUCUUUGGCAGCUUGUCACACGGCCACACCCAUGGCGGCACAGUAA